GGCGAAUCCAAAAAGAAAAUCUCUGCAAACACGAGGGAUCGAAAAGUCGUUAGAAGCGGCAACUCCUCGACGGCCAUUUGAUUGGGGAUUCCUCUCUCUUUCCGGCGUCGAUUCUCAAGUUUGAUUGAACUAUCUGCAAAGAAAUGGCAGCCACGGCCUCUCCCACAGCGGCCACCGCCGUUCUGAGACCUUCUCUGGCUGCUCCGCAACCCACUCGCCGCUCCGCCAUGCCGCUCCUCCCACCUCGACUCGGCUCCCCUUCUUUCCCCACUUCCCUCAAAAUCUCCUUAGAGUCUCGUAGAUCGUCUCUGCUUCAAACCCGAGCCUCAUCUUCAGAAGAAUCAUCUGCUGCUGAUGCUUCUGAGCUCUUUACAGACUUGAAAGAAAAGUGGGAUGCCCUUGAGAACAAAUCUACGGUACUUCUCUAUGGAGGUGGGGCGAUUGUUGCUGUAUGGCUUUCUUCAAUUCUUGUUGGUGCAGUCAACUCAGUUCCAUUGCUUCCGAAGAUCCUGGAGUUGGUAGGACUUGGAUAUACAGGGUGGUUCGUGUACCGAUAUCUACUCUUCAAGUCUAGCAGAAAGGAGCUAGCUGAUGACAUUGAAGCAUUGAAGAAGAAGAUUGCUGGAGCAGAAUAAGAUGCGCGUCAUUGGGCACCGUGUUUCGACAUGCUUGGUUCCUCUUAUGAAUCAUCAUUUUGUACUCUAUUCCACUUAGUUUGUAAGAGGCAAUAUGCCCCCUUUUCUUUGUAUCUGUAUGAUAAGAUUUGUCAAGUUCAGUAAAUGGAAACAAUCCCUUUUUUCUCAAAA
This is a messenger RNA of Cucurbita pepo subsp. pepo (vegetable marrow), 806 nucleotides long. RefSeq names its product protein CURVATURE THYLAKOID 1A, chloroplastic-like. Gene Ontology annotation, cellular component: thylakoid; chloroplast thylakoid membrane. The record is from RefSeq and is a predicted model, not a curated record. NCBI's taxonomy places the organism in Eukaryota, Viridiplantae, Streptophyta, Magnoliopsida, Cucurbitales, Cucurbitaceae.